Closterium sp. Yama58-4 is the source of this 1020-nucleotide messenger RNA. NCBI's taxonomy places the organism in Eukaryota, Viridiplantae, Streptophyta, Zygnematophyceae, Desmidiales, Closteriaceae. The record is from the annotation of a GenBank genome assembly.
AUGUCUGUUUCCCGUGACGGUCAACGCAAGAGUCAACGCGAAGGCCAACGUGAGGGUCAACGCUUCUCGCGAUCCCCAGCCUCGCCUAUCGCCGCCGUAGCGGCGCUUCUCGCCUUUGUGCUGCCGUCUCUCGCUCUCGCCAGCAGCACGGGGGAAGCUCACUUCGCAGCCCAUCUGUUGAACGCCCAUGGAAUGCGAGGCACUAUAAGCAUAUCCGUCUCAAGGUCCAUAUCGCGAGGCAUGGCCCCGGCCUACAGCAUCCGCUUCGGUGCUGCCGUUGCUGGCGCCCACUCCCCUCCCAGCCACCUCCUCCUCUCGCUGCCACGUGGCGCGCCGCCAUUGGCCCUCUGCGGAGACGGCUCCGCUGGCUCUGCCGGCUCUGCUGACCAUGCGGGCUGUGCUGGGUGGGUGGUUGGAGGAGGGGAGGAGGGGCAUGGUGAUUUGGUGGGAGUGCUACGGAGAAGCCGCGAGUAUAGUCAUGACAUCAUCAUUCCGCGCUACCCCCCACAGGACCCCCGCCUGGAAGUGCGGCUGAAGGGGGGAAUGGGGGAAAAGGCGGAGAUGGGGGAGGGACUUGCGGGGGGCAUGCGCGGAGGGGCGUUUAUGCUGGGAGCUUUCAAGGAUGGUCGCGUGGUGGUGAAUUACGAUAUCCGUGUUAUCGGCCCCGCGCAAAAACCUUCCGCCAUCAACCUUCUCGUUGACUACCCCGAACCGUCCUCGUUACAAGCCACCUCGUUACAAGCCACCUCGUUACAAGUCGCCUCGUUACAGUGUGACUCAUGGGCCGAUGCUUCUUUCAACAUGGAUGUGGGUAAAGCUUCCGAGAGUGCUGAGGCUGGUGGGAGUGCUAAUGCUGCUGGGGGUGCCGAAUCAGCGUCUGCUUCCAAGUUUGAAACGUCCGAGUUUACCUGUGCUGGUGAUGCUGAGGGUACCACUACCUACUGGAACCACGACUUUCCUGGUUCAGAAAUUAAUGGAGCAGUUUCGUGUGAUGCUGGGGCUGCAGUUGCAUCGUGCUGA